AUGGGAGGACUACUGUUGCUGCUCUUGCUGAGCUCGCAACUCCGGUUGAUAUCAAGCGUGGGCGUCGGUAUUUUGGUCGGGACAUCUAUGAUUGUUAUUAUACCUGAAGGCAUCGAAGCCGUCACGACCACCGGCGGGCACUCGCACAGCAAGAGGAGCUUGGCGGAAACAGCUGGAAAGCAAGGGAGGCCGGCUAUUCGGUGGGUGACAGACGCAGGAGAUGUGCCUCAGUUGGCGGAUACUGCCAAAUCUGCGCGGACUGUUGAGGAAGAGUUUCAUGCCAUUGGCCGUGAUGUGGAAUACACUGCAAAGCUGCACAGUCGGGAGGAGCAGGACGAACAUGGCCACGAGCAACCCCCGGCAACCGCCCCCGGCCCCGAACCUCAUCACGAUGAGCCGAAGCACGAGAACGAGGUACCGACCUUCUACAUCGGCCUGUCCAUGAUCCUCGGCUUCGUCCUCAUGUACCUCAUCGACAGGCUGCCCCGCCACGCAGCAGGCGGCAGCGGAUCAGAGCCGCAGAUGCGCCACGUCAGCUUGGAUAACCUUGGUGGUUCAUCAAGCGUCGGCGACGAGGAAACGGAAGGCUUCCUCGGGCCUCUUGCGCCUCCACCAAAGCAGUCCCGGAGCCUGGCCACCACCAUCGGUCUGGUGAUCCACGCCGCAGCGGACGGCAUCGCAAUGGGCGCGUCCACAUCUACAUCGAACACCAAGUUGGGACUCAUAAUAUUCGUCGCCAUCAUGGUUCACAAGGCACCAGCGGCUUUUGGUCUGACAUCGGUGCUUCUGAAGCAAGGGCUUUCCAAACGAACGGCGCGAGGACACCUCAUCGUCUUUAGCCUCGCUGCCCCAUUCGGGGCUCUUAGUACCUGGGCCAUCAUUCGAAUCUUGGGCGGUGGGAAUUUUGAGGGCGAAUCUGGUCAGUGGUGGACGGGUAUGCUUCUUCUCUUCUCCGCAGGAACAUUUCUGUUUGUUGCGAUGCAUGCGAUGCAGGAAGACGGCAGUUCUCCCAAGCACGAACACGGCGGCAUGAACGGCUAUUCUGACGGGAAUGGCGUACAAAGGGGCCAGCAGCGGCCACAGAUGCGUGAUACCUUUGCGACAGUUGCUGGCAUGCUCCUGCCGCUUCUUACCCAGUUUGGACAUCACCACUGA
Molecule: messenger RNA, 1155 nt
Organism: Colletotrichum acutatum
Lineage: Eukaryota; Fungi; Ascomycota; Sordariomycetes; Glomerellales; Glomerellaceae
Product: ZIP zinc transporter
Exons: 3
Coding region: 1-1155 (384 amino acids)
Biological process (GO): transmembrane transport; zinc ion transport
Cellular component (GO): membrane
Molecular function (GO): metal ion transmembrane transporter activity
Source: RefSeq, a predicted model, not a curated record